Erpetoichthys calabaricus (reedfish) is the source of this 1798-nucleotide messenger RNA. RefSeq names its product platelet glycoprotein V. Gene Ontology annotation, molecular function: protein binding. The coding region runs from base 58 to 1134 and encodes 358 amino acids. The record is from RefSeq and is a predicted model, not a curated record. The transcript has a single exon. Lineage: Eukaryota; Metazoa; Chordata; Cladistia; Polypteriformes; Polypteridae.
GUUCUAACAUGCUGCUUUUCCUCCUAGAGGGCAAAGUCAACAGUUGUAUUGUUGAAGAUGCCAAAGAUGACUUUUUACAUGUGGCUUCUUUACCAGCUGUGGCUUUCCAGCCCAAACUCCCUCUCUUGGCUUGAAUGCCCAAAGGGAUGCGACUGCCAAGGAGUUUUCAAAUUUGUGAACUGUUCCUGUGCGUUUCUCACCAUUAUACCUAGCAGCCUCCCGAUGGACACAGAGCACUUUGACUUAUCCCGGAACAACCUGAGUGUGAUCCCCCAGCAGGCCUUCACCUCUCUGUGGAGGCUUCUUGUGCUCCUAAUGAGUGACAAUCACAUCAGUUCAGUGGAAGGAGGUGCCUUCUCCUCUCUUGAAAGUCUGCUAAAGCUGGACCUGAGCAAAAACUGUAUUGUGGCUCUAGGCAAUGGCUUUUCCAAGGGCCUAAAUUCAUUAAAGGAACUAAUUCUGUCAGGCAAUAAACUGAAGACACUGAGCAGUGCAAGCUUCUUACACCUGGAGAGUCUGCAGAAACUCACUGUGAAUAACAACAGCGUCAGCUUCAUUGAGAAUGGGGCCUUGAGGAGUAUGACGCGUCUCAGGAGACUCUACCUGCAGCAUAAUAACCUGGUAGUCCUUAGCAAUGGGGUGUUUUCAACACUACAGCAGCUAGAGGUUCUCAACCUGGAGGGCAACCAGAUCAACAGCAUAGAUGUUGAGGUUUUCAGUUCUUUAACCAGACUGACACUCCUCAAUUUGGCCAAAAACUAUCUUCAGAGUGUUAAGUAUAAAACCUUUCUUAGCAUUCACACCUUUGGGACUCAUAUACUGUUGGCAGACAACCCCUGGCAAUGUGACUGCGACCUCCAGAGAGUAUUUCGCAAGCUGCUGAGUGUGCAGAGACUCGUCUUUGAUGAUUAUGUGAACCUGACGUGCAAGGAACCAGCAGUGCUUAAUGGCUGUAAGCUAGCAGAUGUUAACAACAGGCUCUGCAUCGGGGAGACGGUGACCGUGCUGAUCAUCACUUUCACAGUGCUGGUGACAGUAGUGGCUGCCAUUGUAAUGGCGGAAAGAAACAGAAAGAAACGUACUGGCAAGCACUGGAGUGAGGAGUGUGACCUUUCUUAUGACUCACAGGACUAGCAGUGGAAAAGACUGGAAGUUUUUUGUCUUUUCCUUUUUAUUACAGUUUUUUUUUUGUUGCUCUAAGACAUUAUGGUGGGAAUCAUCCACCUCAGUCUCAAUAAGCACUGAAUCAUGCAAUCUGUGCUUCAAAUAUGGACACAGAUCUUUCUGAUGUAACAUCUGUGCAAUGCAAAGCUUUUUUGAGGGGGUGGGCAACACAGAUGCCUGUCCCUAAAGCAAAUCCAGUGGUCCGUUUUGGACCUGUCAAGAGCUGAAAUUUCAGAUUACGUGGGAGUGCAAAUGGCAACAUUUUUAUUUACUGAAAUUACACUAAGUGGAUGUCAAUGCACCUUUGAGGAAAUGGAAUGUAUUUCUUUGAACUUUAUUACUUUUAUUAUAAUAAAAAAAAUGUAAGUGUUCUCCAAUGGAGAUAAAAUAUUAAACACAAUGGAGUCUUAGCAAUUCUGGGUUCCAUGAGUGCCAACACCAAGCACAGUGAAUUCUGCUUAAUUGAAUUUUUAUACAAUAUGCUUCCCAAUAACAAGCUUAAAGUGCUAUAAAAUGCAAAAUAAUAUGAGAGUAUAUCAAAAGGGAAGGGCAAUUUGAAAAUUUUACGGUAACCACAACAGAUAGCAGCUGAUGUAAUACAAUACAUUUGUGAUGCCUUAUGGGUAGUCUGAAC